AUGUCAUACACCGCAGACCAACAAGAACGUUCGCACCAUGUCGUGCCCUUACCCAAGCUGACAGUGCUGCAGUACGGCUUCAGCAUCGGCAAGGACGUCCGCACGAUGGACUACUGCCAUGACAACUACACCGCAUACAUCGAAGGUGUGCAGGAAGACUUAGCAGCAGGAGAUGCGCCACUGCCUGCAGAAGAGUCUAUUGGCUUCCUGGAGACAAUCCUGGAAGCUGGGCUUCAGGUUAAGAAGAAUCUUCUUUUUGAUAAAGAAAUCUUGCCUGUGAUGCGAAGCGUUUACCGGGAGGUCGAUGACCAGGUCGGGGUGUCUACCCAGUCUACGGAGAUUGAGAGGGGGUUAACUUGUAUGCACCUGAUUGAGAUGGGCGUCAGGCAGGAGAUUGCAAGGCUGUGUAGUUAG
Morchella importuna is the source of this 414-nucleotide messenger RNA. RefSeq lists its product as uncharacterized. The record is from RefSeq and is a predicted model, not a curated record. NCBI's taxonomy places the organism in Eukaryota, Fungi, Ascomycota, Pezizomycetes, Pezizales, Morchellaceae. The transcript has a single exon. Bases 1 to 414 code for a protein of 137 amino acids.